AUGCAGUACGUGUAUUUGAAGCGUACAGCCCUGCAGUACAUGUAUUUGAAACGUACAGCCCUGCAGUACGUGUAUUUGAAGCGUACAGCCCUGCAGUACGUGUAUUUGAAGCGUACAGCCCUGCACUAUGGCCAUUUCCGUGAUUUGGCCACCAUCUUGGAUUUUUCCAAUUUCUCAGGGGUGCCCGUGUGGCACCCGUGGAUUAUCGAUGUGGACCCCCUACUGACUCAGAAUCUGCAGUUAAAACAACUAUGCACCCAAUGUACUCUAACUGGAAACAAUAAACAGCUUAGUGGGGGGAGAUCUGAAGACAGUAAACAGCUGAGUGGGGGAGAUCAGCACGCGGAAUGGGUCGCAGUCGCAGAAGAUGACUUGCCGGAUUUUACAUCUGUGCCUCGGAUUGAUCUUAAUCAAGGGAGUUACGUGUCUAAUGACCACGUGUCUAAUGACCGCGUGUCUUCUGACCGCCCGUCUAAUGACCGCGUGUCUAAUGACCGCGUGUCUUCUGACCGCCCGUCUAAUGACCGCGUGUCUAAUAACCACGUGUCUUAUGACCGCGUGUCUAAUGACCGCGUGUCUAAUUACCACGUGUCUUAUGACCACGUGUCUUAUGACCGCGUGUCUAAUGACCGCCUGUCUUAUGACCGCGUGUCUAAUGACCGCGUGUCUAAUGACCACGUGUCUAAUGACCGCAUGUCUAAUUACCACGUGUCUUAUGACCGCGUGUCUUCUGACCGCCCGUCUAAUGACCGUGUGUCUUCUGACCGCGUGUCUAAUGACCGCGUGUCUUCUGACCGCGUGUCUAAUGGCCGCGUGUCUUCUGACCGCCCGUCUAAUGACCGUGUGUCUAAUGACCGCGUGUCUAAUUACCACGUGUCUAAUGACCGCGUGUCUUCUGACCGCCCGUCUAAUGACCGCGUGUCUUCUGACCGCGUGUCUAAUGACCGCAUGUCUCCUGACCGCGUGUCUAAUGGCCGCGUGUCUUCUGACCGCCCGUCUAAUGACCGCGUGUCUUCUGACCGCGUGUCUAAUGACCGCUUGUCUAAUGUCUAA
Gigantopelta aegis is the source of this 1053-nucleotide messenger RNA. Its product is annotated as homeobox protein 2-like. The transcript is spliced from 4 exons. NCBI's taxonomy places the organism in Eukaryota, Metazoa, Mollusca, Gastropoda, Neomphalida, Peltospiridae. The record is from RefSeq and is a predicted model, not a curated record. Bases 1 to 1053 code for a protein of 350 amino acids.